Bursaphelenchus okinawaensis is the source of this 504-nucleotide messenger RNA. NCBI's taxonomy places the organism in Eukaryota, Metazoa, Nematoda, Chromadorea, Rhabditida, Aphelenchoididae. The record is from the annotation of a GenBank genome assembly.
AUGGUUGAAAGGAUGAACUCGACGGAAAUGUUGGUUAUAUUGUUGUCCACGAUCAUUUUAGUCAUCUCUUAUCUGUUUAACUGCGCAAAGAAGAAAUCAGCAGAAAAGGGUGCAGCUAAAUGUUCACCUGGAGGAACGCCAAUCAAACAAGAGUAAGUUGAUGUUCUUGUUGGUAUUUCUUUGAAAGUCAGCUUCAUUUUGGAUUUAUAUGUUUCUUAGGAUUGUGUGGAGAAUGUUUUUUUAAAUUUUAUGUCCUAAACUUUGAAUUUUAAGCCUAAAUUUUAAAAUUUCAGUCCUAAUGCUUUGGACACAAAGACGGCCGUCGCUAAAGUCGACGAGAACGGCAAGAACGACGCAGGCAAGUCGACGGUCAAACCGACUACGAAGAAAGAUGAAGCAUCUGGUGGCGGAGCUCUAUUACCGACUGACAGUGGAUAUCAAGUCGAGGCAUCGGGACCAUCGUUGGCGGCUUCGUUUGCUCAGCCAAAGACCGAAAAGAAAUGA